AUGUAUCACCAAAGUCCUCCGAGCCCCCCCCAAGUCUCUAUUGUGGACAUUUUCUUUCCCGGCUUCACUGGCGCUACCGCAGCGCUCCGUCAGCUUCUCGACGGAAACCUUGACAGCUAUGCCGGCUUGUUGUGCAUCUGCGGGUUACUGGUGUUCUGUGGCAAGCUUCUGUCUCGGACAGUUGGAGGAUUUGUGGGCACUUACCUGACUUCAAAAACUGAUGUCUACGACCCUGAUGAGGCUUAUGACAUGCUAGAGUCGUGGGUGUCUGUCCAAGACUUCUCGAGAAAUGCCAUUUCCUCGCUUGCUCGUGUUGACAGCAGGCCAGGCAGGGCCGUGAGUCUUGUUGACUCAGACAUAGUGGAUAAAAAACCCCUUCGAUUCACGCCUUGGGGAGAGCGGUUGUCUUUCUGGUACAAGGGGCACCGUCUCACUCUGCAAUGUACGCAAAAUGAAUCAUCUCUAUUUCCACGCAAAUCGAUGACAAUCUCCUGCAUUGGGCGCUCUUCAAAAGUCCUUCGGGAUUUGAUGAAUGAGUGUCGUCUGGAGUAUCUAAAGCGAUCUGAAGGCAAAACCUCGAUUUUUGAGCACCACAACAACGGCUGGAAAAAGACUACUACUCGGGACGUUAGACCGAUCGAAACCGUCAUCAUGAACGAAGAGUUGAAGCAGAUACUUCUGGAAGAUGUCCGGUCCUUCCUCGACCCUGAAGCUCGCUCGUGGUACGCAAAUCGCGGGCUACCAUAUAGAAGGGGCUACUUGAUGUACGGACGCCCGGGAACCGGAAAAUCCAGCCUCAGUAUGUCUGUUGCGGGAUGCUUCGGGCUGGAUAUCUACGUCGUCAGUCUUGCCGCGAUCAAUGAUGGGCACCUCAAUGCCCUGUUCAGGGAGCUUCCUCAACGCUGUGUCGUUCUGCUGGAGGAUGUUGAUGCAGUCGGUACAUCACUAUCUCGAGACAUAGACGCAGAUGAUUUGGACUCAGGGUCGGAUGUGUCACGGCGGUCACCCAAGUCACAUGGGUCUGUUUCGCUGUCUGGGCUUCUAAACGUCCUUGAUGGCGUGGCUUCGCAGGAUGGGCGCGUCCUCAUCAUGACUACAAAUCAUAUAGAGCAUCUUGAUGACGCUCUCAUACGAUCAGGUCGCGUUGAUAAGAAGAUCGAAUUUCAGCUUGCUGACGCCGUUGUGGCCCGAAAGCUCUUCUGUCAUGUUUUUGAACAGUCGAUAGAAGAGCUUCUUAUCUCAGAAAAGCGCGAAAGCAACAACCAAGAAGUCCGGCAAUUGGCUGUCCAGUUUGCGAGUCUGAUACCUGAGCUCGAGUUCAGCCCUGCCGACAUUCUGUCCUUCCUUUUGGCAAACAGAGACUCUCCUUCAGGGGUUCUGGCCGAAGUGGAGGAAUGGGUGUCCAGUACCAGAGGGGAGAGAGCACUGAGAAGAGGUGGUGCUUGGGUCCAGAGCGACUGA
This is a messenger RNA of Colletotrichum godetiae, 1461 nucleotides long. RefSeq names its product mitochondrial chaperone bcs1. The transcript has 2 exons. Gene Ontology annotation, biological process: mitochondrial respiratory chain complex III assembly; protein insertion into mitochondrial inner membrane from matrix. Bases 1 to 1461 code for a protein of 486 amino acids. Gene Ontology annotation, molecular function: ATP hydrolysis activity; ATP binding. Lineage: Eukaryota; Fungi; Ascomycota; Sordariomycetes; Glomerellales; Glomerellaceae. The record is from RefSeq and is a predicted model, not a curated record. Gene Ontology annotation, cellular component: mitochondrial inner membrane.